Molecule: messenger RNA, 913 nt
Organism: Saprolegnia parasitica CBS 223.65
Lineage: Eukaryota; Oomycota; Saprolegniomycetes; Saprolegniales; Saprolegniaceae
Exons: 3
Coding region: 1-855 (284 amino acids)
Cellular component (GO): endomembrane system; membrane
Source: RefSeq, a predicted model, not a curated record
AUGGAGCUGCGCCAGCGCCGCCACGACGACCUCCGCAACGAGAGCGACGACGACGCCGACGAGGGCCUUGCGGCGGGCGACGGCGGCCUCGACGAGCAAGACAAGGUGCUCUGGGUGUGGCUACCGCUCAUCAUGGUCGGCCUCGGCGCGCUCCUCUUUGCGUCCAUGCACGUCAUCAACAGCCACGACGACACGGCGCGCGUGCUGCAUGCGAUUAGCCGCGGCCCGCGCGUACCCGGCGGCCACCAUGAGUACCGCUUGACGAAGAGCGAGCUCGCGCUCUUCAACGGCGUCGAGCAGGACCGCCUCUUCCUCUCGGUGCUCGGCCAAGUGUUUGACGUGACCGCGGGCAAGAAGCACUAUGGCGACCGCGGCGCGUACCGCCACUUUAUCGGCAUCGACCGCAGCCGCGCGUUUAGCUCGGGCGACGCCAGUGACGGCGAAGACGUGAGCUCGUUUACCGACAAGCAGCUGCUCGAUGUCCAUCGGUGGCUCGUCUUCUUCGACACCAACAAAGCCUAUGCGCGCAUGGGCACGGUCGAGGGCGUCUACUACGACAAGUUUGGCCACGCGACGCCACUCAUGCAGGAGUUGCGCGAGCGCAUUCGGGCGGCCAAGGCCGCCGAAGACGCGGCCGCCGCCAUCGAAGCGUGCAACAUGGAGUGGAAGGCGGGCGAAGGCAGCGUCGUGUGGUGCGCAGACCCCAACAAGUUUCCGCGCAAGCACGCGGGUGGGCGCUGCGGGUGCUUUACCGCCGCCGACAUUGCGAUGCAUGGCGAAACGACGCUCGAGCUCAUGGACCACUGCAAGGAGCUCGACAAGCGUUGCGUCUCGGCCACGUACAGCGCGUCUUAAGAGUUGUUGGGUCUCAAAACACACACAGAACGUAUCAUCAUUCGAUCAACAUAUCGAC